Molecule: messenger RNA, 1214 nt
Organism: Polistes dominula (European paper wasp)
Lineage: Eukaryota; Metazoa; Arthropoda; Insecta; Hymenoptera; Vespidae
Source: RefSeq, a predicted model, not a curated record
UACUACCAUCAGUUUUAGGAUGAACUUUGAUGAAGCAACAUCACAAGAAUAGAAACAUAUACAGUCAACAGAAAAUCUUCAGUGACACUUAUUUAAUUUAACUGUAAACAUGCAAGAUAAUUCUAAUAAUAAAUUAACCAAGGUUCGUAAGAAGAGUUAUAAUGAAAUAUCAGAUGCGAUUGAAAAAAGAUUUCAAAGUCUUAUAAAUGAAGGAAGUAAGGCCCCGGUGUUAACAGAUUCUUCGGACAUUGAUUUACCUUCUUAUUACGAUCCAGACAAAUUUUAUCUUGGACAACAAACAUUUUACAAUAACAUCUUUACAAUGAUGAUUUCUAAAUUUUCCGGAUUAAUAACAUUAAUAACAAUACCUAGCAUACUUAACAUUCUCGAUUUCACUAAACAUCAAAGUACACCUUGUAUGGCUUAUAAAAGAUACAUUUCAACGAUAUUGCAUAUGUGUGUUUGGUACAAAAAGGAUCCCUUGAAACAAAAAGAGUUUUUAGAAUCGUUAAAGAUAAUUAGAAAAAAACAUUGUAUAGCAUUUCGAAGGGCAUAUGAAGCUGGAAUACGCAAAGCUUCGCAAGCUGAUAUGGCUUAUGCACAAUUUGGGUUUAUCGGUUAUAUAUUAUUAGGUACCGAACAACUUCAUAUAUCUGCAACUGAUGAAGAAUUGCAAGGUUUUGUACACUUUUGGCGAGUAAUUUGUUAUGUCCUUGGAAUGGAAGAUAAAUAUAAUUUGUGCAUGGAAACGGUCGAAGAAACUCGUGCCCUUUGUUCUAAAGUUUUGGACGAAGUAUUUAUACCAAAUGUGAUUAAGUAUAAAUACAAUUACUAUAAAAAUGGAAAAAUACUGAUAGAUGGACUUUGGCCCUUUUAUCCAAUUCUCGAUCCACCAUCUUUUACCACUUUAACGUUAUAUGUUACAUCGUUGAUAACUACCAAUAACAAUCAUUCCAUUGAAAUAGAUUACGACUCUAUGCCAUUAUUCAGCAAAACGUUACUUAAUAUUCAAUUUUUCGUACUUAAUUAUUUAUUGCCAAUCAAAUAUUGGUGGUCAGUUAUCUUUCGUACAUUUUUUAAUUAUUCAAUGAUAGUUACUAUAUAUUUAACCGAACAUUUGCCGUUACUUGCUUAUUGGACUUAUGGUAUAAAACAUUCGACAAUUAAUAUAUUUCGACAUAAAGUAUCGGAAUAGAAUCUAUCUAAUGUUGCAA